Microthlaspi erraticum is the source of this 1707-nucleotide messenger RNA. Lineage: Eukaryota; Viridiplantae; Streptophyta; Magnoliopsida; Brassicales; Brassicaceae. The record is from the annotation of a GenBank genome assembly.
AUGACGUCGCUGCUUGGGAACGAUAGAGAUUUGAGGCUGAUCAGCCCCAAAAGUUUUGAGUGUGUGGAAAUCAAAAUCAUCAAAGAAGUAGACAAAAGCAGCUUAACUUUUACAAAGAUUUAUUCUGAAAUGGAUAAGUCUUGGAUAACUAAACAUCGGUUAUCUCAAGAUUACAUAAGUGGAGUCAAUCAGUUUUUGGAUUUUGCCUUUGCAAACAUGAAGACCUAUAUGAUCAAAUGUCCUUGUCAGCGUUGCUGCCUUGUUAGAUACAAGGUUAGGGUCGAGGUUGAGGGUGAUUUAUUCUAUCACGGUUUUCGGCCAACAUAUACAAAUUGGUAUUUGCAUGGUGAAGAGUUAGAUUCAAAUGGGGAGACAGUUAGAUUAGAGUCUGAAUCUCGUGUAGAUUAUACAGAAGACCUGAGUAUGAAUCUGCUUGAAGAUGUUUUCCCAAGUAUGAAUAAUAGUAUUGACGAUGACGAUGCUGCCAGUCCCACAGAGGAUCAUCCAAAGCAGAAGGAGGCGCUUGAUGAUUUGCUAGCAGACUGUAAUCAAGCUCUUUAUGAAGGAUGUGAGUCUUUUAGCAAGCUGUCAUUCAUGCUUAAGCUGUAUCACAUCAAUUGUAUGUGUAGGAUAAGUGACAAAGAAAUGUCCAUGGUAAUAGAGCUCUUGAAAGAAGCAUUUCAGCAUGCAAAGCUACCAGAUUCUUUCAAUGACAUGAAGAAGAUUAUUCGUAAGUUAGGAUUCACAUAUGAGACCAUUCAUGUGUGUCGUAAUGAUUGCAUGUUAUAUUGGGGAGAUGAUGCAUCUAGACACACAUGUAAAGUUUGUGAAAGCUCAAGAUGGAAGACGGCUGCAAUAGUUGAUGAUGAUGGAUCCGCUGAGAAGAAGAAGAAGAAGAAGCAACAAGCUGUUAAAGUUCUCCGAUAUUUUCCUUUGAAACCACGAUUACAGCGUUUUUUCAUGUCAUCAAAGACGGCUGAAAGCAUGAGGUGGCAUGCUAAUUCUGAGAAUCCAGAUGGCAAGCUAAGACAUCCUAGAGAUGGAAAGGCUUGGAAAACCUUUGAUCAACAAUUUCCAGAGUUCUCAUCAGAGCCGAGGAAUGUCAGGCUAGGAUUGGCAACAGAUGGUUUUAAUCCGUAUGGUUCUAUGAGCAUGAGCUAUAGUGUAUGGCCUGUGCUUUUAUUCCCUUAUAACCUUCCUCCGUGGAUGUCAAUGAAGCAAACAUCAACAAUUUUGUCAAUGAUUAUCCCUGGGAAGCAGAUGCCGGGUAAUGAUAUUGACAUCUAUCUACAGCCCCUUAUCAAAGAAUUGAAAGAGUUAUGGUCUGAUGGAGUUCCAACAUUUGAUGCAUCUUUAAAAGAGACAUUUACAAUGCGUGCGAUUUUGCUAUGGACUAUUAGUGAUUAUCCAGGUUUAGGAAACUUAUCUGGGUGGAACGUACACACUGGAUUAGCUUGUCCAUCUUGCAACUAUGAUGCUAAAUAUCUUCGUUUACGGCAUGGGAAGAAGAAUUGUUACAUGGGACAUAGGCGGUUUCUUCCUGAAAAUCAUGUUUUCCGAAAAGAUAAGCAGCAAUUUGAUGGUCUUAUUGAAACAAGAGAUUCUCCCAUUACACCAUCAGGAAGUGUUAUUCUCCAACAAAUUCAGAAUGUGGAUGUUACUUUGGGGAAGAAGAUAGAUGCUGUGGGAAAAAGGCGCCGGGAAGAU